This is a messenger RNA of Coffea eugenioides, 1608 nucleotides long. Its product is annotated as protein NDL2-like. The transcript has 11 exons. Lineage: Eukaryota; Viridiplantae; Streptophyta; Magnoliopsida; Gentianales; Rubiaceae. The record is from RefSeq and is a predicted model, not a curated record. Bases 226 to 1275 code for a protein of 349 amino acids.
GAGAAAGAGAGAGCGAGAGAGAGAGAAGAAGGUGAGAUAGAAACGAAGGCAGGAGAGGAUUGGUACAUGAGCCAUGGAAGCCGAAUCCAAUGCGUUUCCAUUUUGAGAUAGAGCAAGAAUAAAGGAAAAGGAGAAGGAAAAGCUUUGGAGAGCUGGGGCUGGGGUGUUGUGUGUUUCUAGAGAGAGAAGGUGCAUUAGGGAAGAGAACCGUCGGCGGCGAGAAGAAUGGGGGACUCCAGCGGCGACUCCGUUUCCAUUGAUAUGGAGGACGCCAUAUCAUUUGCCAGGAAGGAGCACCUUGUCAAGACUGGCCGUGGUUGUGUCUCUGUUUCUGUGGUUGGAGAUCCAGACAAGCCGGCUUUAAUUACUUAUCCUGAUUUGGCUUUAAAUUAUAUGUCCUGUUUCCAAGGAUUGUUCUAUUGUCAAGAAGCAUCUUCCAUGCUGUUCCAUAACUUCUGUAUUUACCAUAUCAGUCCUCCUGGUCAUGAGUUGGGAGCUGUUGCGAUAAACCCUGAUGAGCCAGUGUUAUCUGUUGAUGAUCUAGCUGAUCAGAUCGUUGACGUCCUUGACUAUUUUGGACUGGGCAUUGUGAUGUGUAUGGGUGUAAGUGCUGGUGCUUAUGUUCUCACUCUGUUUGCUAUGAAAUACACUAAAAGAGUUCUGGGUUUGAUACUCGUUUCUCCUAUAUGCAAAGGUCCAUCUUGGACAGAAUGGUUGUGUAACAAGGUGAUGUCAAAUUUGCUUUACUUUUGUGGCAUGUGUAGUGUGGUGAAGGAAUUAUUACUCAUACGGUACUUUAGCAAGGGUGUCCGUGGCAGUGCUGAAGUACCUGAAUCAGAUGUAGUUCAAUCAUGUAGAAGAUUUCUGGGAGAGAGACAGAGUCCAAAUGUUUUGCGGUUUCUUGAGGCUAUGAACGAGAGACCAGAUAUUACUGAUGGUUUGAGAAAGUUAAGAUGCCGAUCCUUAAUAUUUGUUGGCGAAAACUCUCCUUGCCAUUCUGAGGCACUUCAUAUGACUUCAAAACUUGAUAGAAGAUUCAGUGCCUUAGUCGAGGUUCAAGCAUGUGGGUCAAUAGUCACUGAGGAGCAGCCAGAUGCCAUGCUGAUACCAUUGGAGUACUUCCUUAUGGGGUAUGGCUUUUAUAGACAAUCUCCAUUCAACGUUAGCCCAAGAAGCCCUUUGAGUCCGACUAGCAUCUCCCCAGAGCUCUUCUCACCAGAAAGUAUGGGAUUGAAGUUAAAACCAAUAAAGACAAAGAUUUCUGUAGAAGUAUGAGAAGAAUGAACACGCGAGGCAUUUUUGUUUCUUUGUAUUUUUGUAGUUAAGGAGGUUUAUCAUGCCACUACUUCAUUGAAAGGAACUAUACCAGGAGAAGAGGAAACUACAAUAGGCCUGUAGAUAAAAUUAAAAGAUAGAAAGCAAAGCAAAAUUAGGAUAGAAGAGAUUGAAGGGGAGUUUUUUCUUUUAUUAUUUUUCCUCAAAACCUGUAAAAUCACAAGUAUUAGUGCAGAUGUAUCUACAGUAUCUGUAAAUCCCUGAAUAAUUAUUUGUCAAGACAGCGAAAUGAAGAUAAUAAAAGGCGGGAGAAGUUCUCCUUCAAUUUAAACA